Messenger RNA from Salarias fasciatus (jewelled blenny), 674 nucleotides. Its product is annotated as claudin-7. Gene Ontology annotation, cellular component: membrane; bicellular tight junction. The record is from RefSeq and is a predicted model, not a curated record. Gene Ontology annotation, molecular function: structural molecule activity. Bases 29 to 640 code for a protein of 203 amino acids. Lineage: Eukaryota; Metazoa; Chordata; Actinopteri; Blenniiformes; Blenniidae. The transcript is spliced from 4 exons.
GUGCUGCCCCUGCUUUGAUCCGGACAGGAUGGCCAGCUCCGGACUGCAGCUCCUCGGGUUCCUCCUCUCUCUGGCCGGAGUCGCCGCCACGGUGGCCGCUACCUUCAUGGUGGAGUGGAAGAAGCAGUACCAGGGAAAGGGGCACCGCAUCUACGAGGGUCUCUGGAUGAGCUGCAGCGGCAAUGAGAGGACGACCUGUGAAAUUCACGAGUCUCUCCUGAAGCUGCCAACUGAGGUCCAGGCUACCAGGGCUGCAAUACUGCUCAGCCUCUUCCUCUCCGCUUUGGCACUGAUGGUCUCCACUGUGGGAAUGAAGUGCACGCGCUUCAUGGAUGGCAUGGCCAAGAGCAAAUCCACUACAGCCAUGAUUGGAGGAAUCAUGUUCAUGAUUUCAGGUUUAUUGACCAUCACCAUCACCUCCUGGUACGUUAAAAUGAUCGUCCAGACCUUCCAUCAAACUCAUCGACUUCUGAGCUAUGAGUUCGGUAAGGCAGUGUUUGUCAGCUGGGCUGGAGGACUCCUUACCAUGGCGGGCGGAGCGUUCCUGAGCUGCCGCAGAUGUUGCAGAUCCAAAUCAUCCGAGUCCAUAAGCUCCAACCAGCUCCUCCCCAACUCCAACCCCAAGUCCAACUACGUCUAGUGGAGGCAGGAGGAACCAUGGAGAGGGCAGCACA